This is a messenger RNA of Coregonus clupeaformis (lake whitefish), 3013 nucleotides long. RefSeq names its product C-terminal-binding protein 2. NCBI's taxonomy places the organism in Eukaryota, Metazoa, Chordata, Actinopteri, Salmoniformes, Salmonidae. The transcript is spliced from 9 exons. Bases 1158 to 2405 code for a protein of 415 amino acids. The record is from RefSeq and is a predicted model, not a curated record. Gene Ontology annotation, molecular function: oxidoreductase activity, acting on the CH-OH group of donors, NAD or NADP as acceptor; transcription corepressor activity; NAD binding.
UGUUGGCCAGAUUUCUCUAUUGACCUUUACCAGAUGUUAGGCUUGUGCUCGUCUGGCUUUGUCACAUUCUGGCCACUAAGUGUUCAAUGAUUAGGUGGUAGAUGGCAAUUUUGGAGCGAACGUGCGCAGGACCACACUGGACAAAAAGUCUGGCGUGUGUCAGUGGUGUGUGUGUGUGUGUGUGUACAGAACAGGAGUCCCACUCGCCCCCCUCUCCACCCCUUGCUGGCGCUGCAGCCAGCCAAAUCCGCAAGCAUCUUCAUCCUCUGCUCUGGCUGGAGUCAGGGAUGGGGGUGGUGUGUGUGUGUGUGUGUGUCCUUCAUUGCGGGUGUCAUACAUGUGUCAUCAUAGCGUGCGUGUCUGAAUGCAUAGGCUUGGGGAGUUGCAUGUAUUGAGCUUGUAUGUGAGUGUCCUCUUGAACCCCCCCAUCUCUUUGAUCUCAGAUGCUCUCUUUGCAGCUGAUCCAGUUACAUAUUAUUAUUAUUAUUACGUAACCAUAGCACACACACUACUCAGUGCUCCCUCUGAGUGCUGGUGUUGACAAGACCCUAGCUAUUUGUAGGGGAAAAGAUGAGAGGACAGGAGGUGGAGGGGAGAAGAGAUGAGAGGAGAGGAGAGCGUUAUGGACUGACUUUGAGAGAAUUUGGACUGGUAGUAGUAGUCAUGUUGGUGGUCAGACUCGGUUAUUAUUCAGGUUGACUCUACUCUGGCUGGCCCCAGCACUGAUGAUGCCAGUGGCUAUUGUCAUGCCUGGUUGAGUUUGAAGGGGCAUUAGUGGUGUGUGUUUUAAUGGUCAGGGCAGUGGUGUGUUUAGAGUAGUCACUUAUAUUGCCCUGGUCCUGACUCCAGGAAGAUUGUUGAAUCACUAAGCUCAGUGGACAGUCACAUCUGAAAAACAUGGUGCGGUAUGCUGUGUUUUUCACUGUAUCACAUAUUCCCAAAGGAAGCCAUUUUGUCUGGGCAAACAUCCAACUCAAAAUAGACUGUAAACAUCAGAUAAACACUUAUAGUCUGAUGAUUAUAAUAUGGCCAUUUUCAAACGUGGCCCAUGCUGGAAUCAAACCCACAACCAUAAGUGUUGCAAGCGCCAUGAUCCAACCUAGCCAGCCAUUGGAACCAAAUCAGCACGCAUCCGCCCCCCCAUCCUGAAUGGGCCCAUGCACCCCCGGCCCCUGGUGGCCCUGCUGGACGGGCGUGACUGCACCAUAGAGAUGCCCAUCCUGAAAGACGUGGCCACUGUGGCCUUCUGUGAUGCCCAGUCCACCCAGGAGAUCCACGAGAAGGUGCUGAACGAGGCGGUGGGGGCUCUGCUCUACCACACCAUCACUCUCUCUAGAGACGACCUGGACAAGUUCAAAGGCCUCCGAGUCAUCGUCAGGAUCGGCAGCGGCUUCGACAACGUCGACAUCAAAGCCGCAGCUGAGCUGGGCAUUGCGGUGUGUAACGUGCCGGCGUCGUCGGUGGAGGAGACGGCCGACACGUCCUUGUGUCUAAUCCUAAACCUGUACCGUCGGGUCACCUGGAUGCACCAGGCCCUGAGGGAGGGCACCAGGGCCUCCAGUGUGGAGCAGAUCAGGGAGGUGGCCGGCGAUGCUGCCCGCAUCCGGGGGGAGACGCUAGGCAUCAUCGGCCUGGGUCGUGUGGGCCAAGCAGUGGCUCUGCGGGCCAAGGCGUUUGGUUUCGGGGUGAUCUUCUACGACCCCUACCUGCCUGAUGGUGUGGAACGCUCCCUGGGCCUGCAGAGGAUGGCUACCCUCCAGGACCUGCUGAUCCACUCUGACUGUGUCUCUCUACACUGCAGCCUCAACGAACACAACCACCACCUCAUCAAUGACUUCACCAUCAAACAGAUGCGUCAGGGAGCGUUCCUGGUGAACUCUGCGAGGGGGGGUCUGGUGGAUGAGAAGGCUCUGGCUCAGGCCCUGAAGGAAGGACGUAUACGAGGAGCCGCACUGGACGUCCACGAGACAGAGCCCUUCAGUUUCUCCCAGGGCCCUCUGAAAGAUGCUCCCAACCUCAUCUGUACCCCCCAUACCUCCUGGUAUAGUGAGCAGGCCUCCAUCGAGGCCAGAGAGGAGGCAGCCAGAGAGGUGCGUCGGGCCAUCACUGGUCGUAUCCCAGACAGUCUGAAGAACUGUGUGAAUAAGGAGUAUCUGAUGGCAGCGUCCCAGUGGCCCAGUAUGGAGGUUGCUACAGUCCACCCCGAACUCAACAUAGCCUCCGCAUACAGGUUUCCUGCGGGUCUGAUCAGCGUGGCAGCAGGGGGUCUGACGGGGGCGGGUGCAGGGGUAGAGGCUCUGGCCCUGGCUCACGCCAUCGCCCCUGUGUCCCAUCCCCCCCACGCCCCAUCACCAGGGCAACCCAGCAAGGCUGAGGCAGACAGAGACAUCUCCUCUGACCAAUAGCACCCCAACAUUCCUCCGUCACCCCUGGAAACCAACAACCCCACCCCCUCCUCCCACCAUUUACAUCAUCAUCACCACCAACCUUCCUCACCGACCUCAGGCUGAUUGACACUGGGGUCCCGGUUUGAUCCGGUUUCAGCUGGAUCCUUCAAAACACAGUACCAGUCCAGGAGUGACCCGCCCGUCCACAACAUGCCCCCUCUACCCCUCCGGAACCCCUUCCUCGGACCUCCCUCAACCCCUCCCCCCUUACAUCCAUAUCCCUCCACACCAACACACCUUCAGCAAUAACUCUUCUCAAGGAUUCAAUAAUUGGAUUGGUAUAUUUCUAGAAUUUAUUUGUUUGUGAAAGCAAACAUUUUUUUUGCUGUUGAUCUGUUAUGAUUGUAGGUCUUUUUGUUUUGAGUAGCAUUUCUGCAGUGAGGCUGGACUGUGAGGCCAGCUGUUUUCUCCCUGGUUGUUGUGAUCAGUGAGAGAGGAGUGAAGGUUUGGCCCAGUGUUCAUUAGUCUGAUAUUACUGAUGUCUGUUUCUGACAUCUCUCUCUCUCUCUCUGUGUCUCUCUCUCUCUCUUGGUGUCUCUGUCUCUUUCUCGGUCUCUCUCUCUUGC